Molecule: messenger RNA, 930 nt
Organism: Fraxinus pennsylvanica
Lineage: Eukaryota; Viridiplantae; Streptophyta; Magnoliopsida; Lamiales; Oleaceae
Source: the annotation of a GenBank genome assembly
AUGGCGAUUGCACUAAACAGCGGCUUCAAAAUGCCUGUAAUCGGACUGGGCGUUUGGCGAAUGGAGGGCAAAGACAUCAAAGAUCUUCUCUUCAACGCUAUUAAGAUUGGUUAUCGUCAUUUUGAUUGUGCCGCGGAUUAUAAGAAUGAAGCAGAAGUGGGGGAGGCACUUGCUGAAGCAUUUCAGACUGGACUUGUGAAGAGGGAGGAUCUGUUCAUAACAACCAAGCUUUGGAAUUCAGACCAUGGUCAUGUUGUUGAGGCCUGUAAAGAUAGUUUAAAGAAACUACAGCUAGAUUAUCUGGAUUUGUACCUUGUUCACUUCCCUAUUGCCACACGACAUACAGGUGUUGGUGCAACUGCAAGUGCUUUGGGGGAUGAUGAUGUUUUGGACAUAGACACUACGAUAUCACUGGAGACCACAUGGCAUGCUAUGGAAGACCUAGUUUCCAUUGGUUUAGCUCGAAGCAUAGGGAUCAGCAACUAUGACAUUUUUCUAACCAGAGACUGCUUAGCCUAUGCGAAAGUGAAGCCUGCUGUGAAUCAGAUCGAAACACAUCCUUAUUUCCAACGCGAUUCUCUUGUCAAAUUCUGUCAGAAGCAUGGUAUUUGUGUCACAGCCCACACACCUCUUGGAGGUGCUGUUGCCAACACUGAAUGGUUUGGUUCCGUAUCAUGUUUGGACGAUCCAGUUCUUAAAGGUCUUGCUGAGAAAUACAAGAAGACUGUGGCUCAGAUUGUUAUUCGCUGGGGUAUUCAACGUAACACGGUUGUUAUCCCGAAGUCAUCAAAGCUUGAGAGAUUAGAAGAGAAUUUUCAUGUGUUCGACUUCGAGCUGGCAAAAGACGACAUGGACCUUAUCAAAACUAUGGACCGUAAAUAUCGGACAAAUCAACCUGCCAAGUUCUGGGGCAUAGAUUUGUACGCAUGA